Zophobas morio is the source of this 2154-nucleotide messenger RNA. Its product is annotated as glucose dehydrogenase [FAD, quinone]-like. Gene Ontology annotation, molecular function: oxidoreductase activity, acting on CH-OH group of donors; flavin adenine dinucleotide binding. The transcript is spliced from 3 exons. Bases 139 to 2037 code for a protein of 632 amino acids. NCBI's taxonomy places the organism in Eukaryota, Metazoa, Arthropoda, Insecta, Coleoptera, Tenebrionidae. The record is from RefSeq and is a predicted model, not a curated record.
AGAAAGCAGUUGCACUGGUUCAUUAAACAGCAAAAAAAAACAAAAAAGCAUUUCGUGUGGUUGCAAGUUACCCACUGCACUAUUAUUAGGUAUUUGCAUGCAGUCACUUGUCUAUUUGUUCGUAAAUGCGGCUUAGAAAUGAACAACAAAUUGUUAAUUGUGCUUCUGUUAAUACUCAUCGUUUCUCAAGCAAUUAUAGAUGAACAAGUUAUUGACUUUUACUCUGAUAUAAUUUCAAAAGUUUAUGACAAUGGAUUACGAUACAGAUUUCCUAAAAAUGCCUUUGAACACUGUGCAACUGAAAAACCGAAAAAAUAUGGAAGUUACGAUUUCGUUAUAAUUGGAGCUGGUGCCGGAGGUUCAGUGUCUGCAAAUCGAUUGACAGAAGUGCCUUACUGGAACGUGUUAUUACUAGAAGCUGGACAAUAUGGUAAUAUUUUAACAGACAUCCCUGAUAUGUUCUAUCCUAUUCAGUUUACUCAUUAUAAUUGGGCUUACAACAGUACUCCACAGAAGACAGCAUGCUUAGGAUUAGUAAACAGGGUUUGUCUUUAUCCAAGAGGAAAAGGUGUUGGAGGCUCUUCGUUAAUUAAUGGAUUAGUAUACGCUAGAGGACACAAAAGUGACUUUGAUAAAUGGGCAAAGGCAGCUGGAAACGAACGGUGGGGUUAUAACAAAGUGUUAGAAUACUUCAAAAAAUCAGAACAUUUUGUACAUCGAGAUCCUGAUGCACCAUACGAACCUAAAUUUCAUGGACACGGAGGGUAUCUCAAUGUUGAAUAUCACCUAUACAGAAGUCCACAUCUGAAUGUCUUUCUGGAUGCUCAUAAAGAGAUUGGCUUGGACAUUGUUGAUUAUAAUGCUAAUAGAUUAGGUGCGUCACCAUCGCAGUUAAAUACAUUUCAUGGUACACGUCUUCACAAUGCAAAAGCCUUUUUGUAUCCAAUAAAUAAGAGGUCGAAUUUGAAUAUUCUGACUGGUAGUUAUGUAACGAGAAUUAUAUUAGACACAAAUGUUAAUCCUCCUGUUGCUGUUGGUGUUGAGUUUAGUCACAACGGACACAAUUACUAUGUGGAAGCAAAAAAAGAAGUUAUCCUAGCAGCUGGAGUGUUUGGCUCCCCACAGAUUUUAAUGCUGUCUGGAAUUGGACCUAGAAAACAUCUUCAAGACGUAGGAAUUAAAGUUGUUAAAGAUCUAGAAGUAGGAACUACUCUGCGAGAUAAUCCUACAUUUUUUGGACUAAGUUUUUCAACUAAUUACACAGAACCAAUCAGACCCUUAAAAGACUAUGUGAAACAAUUUUUGAAUGGUAUAGGACCGUUGACAGUUCCUGCAAGUAAUCAGGGUAUAGGUUUUUAUGAGUCGAGUUAUACAAGAGGAACAGGAGUGCCUGAUAUUGAGUUAAUGUUAAUUCCUGCUAACUCUUCAAAUAUUUUAUCUCAAAGGAGCUUUGGUUUGACAGACCAGACAUACGAAGAUGUAUGGAAAUAUGUUAAUGCAACUCAGACAUUUACCGUUUAUGUUGUAGACUUACACUCACAGUCUAUAGGUAGCGUUAAAUUAAAAAGUAAAAACCCUUACGAAUACCCAUUAAUAAAUUCAAAUUUUCUAUCUGAUCCACAAAACAGAGAUAUAAAUACGUUGUAUGAAGGUAUACAACUUGUUUUGAAGAUGAGCCAAACUAAAGCUUUUAGAUCUAUUGACGCUAAGUUGCAACCGGGAUUUUUAAGAGCUUGUAAACAGUAUCGACACUUUUCACGAGAUUAUUGGUACUGUGCUCUGAGGCAGUUGACUAUAAAUCUUUAUCAUCCAUUAGGAACUUGUCCCAUGGGAACAAAUCCAAAAAAAGGUGCAGUUGUUAAUUACGAAUUAAAGGUUUUUGGUAUUGAAAAUCUAAGAGUAGCUGAUGCAAGUGUGUUCCCUUUUACUUUGGCAGGGCAUCCAAAUACACCUACAGUUAUGGUUGGAGAGCAGUUAGCCGAUUUGAUUAAAUUUACACAUAAAGGGAGUUCAGGUUUGUGGGAUUAUUUUUUAUAAAACAUUGUAAGCAUAAUUUUCUUGAUUUUUUUAUUUUUUUUUAUUGUAAUAGUUUAAUGCCUUUUAGUUUUGUUGUCAGUAUUUGUAAUUUUAAAUAAAAUAAAAAAAUACUGAAUA